AACCUGAGCUCACACACCGACAUCAUCAUGAAGGCUUUCAUUCUUCUGGCCCUGUUCACAGUGGCAUAUGCUGCUCCCAUUGAGGAUGACAAGAUUGUUGGCGGCUACGAGUGCAGAAAGAACUCUGUGCAGUACCAGGUCUCUCUGAACUCUGGCUACCACUUCUGUGGAGCCUCCCUGAUCUCCAGCACCUGGGUGCUGUCUGCUGCUCACUGCUACAAGUCCCGCGUGCAGGUGCGUCUGGGUGAGCACAACAUUGCCGUCAAUGAGGGCACUGAGCAGUUCAUCAACUCUGCCAAGGUCAUCCGUCAUCCCAGCUACAACAGCCGCAACCUGGACAAUGACAUCAUGCUGAUCAAGCUGAGCACCCCAGCCUCCCUGAACAGCUACGUCCGCACCGUGUCCCUGCCUUCCAGCUGUGCCGGCUCUGGCACCCGCUGCCUGAUCUCUGGAUGGGGCAACACCAGCGGCUCUGGAAGCAACUACCCUGAUCGUCUGAGGUGCCUGGAUGCCCCCAUCCUGAGCGACAGCAGCUGCAGGUCCGCCUACCCUGGACAGAUCACCUCCAACAUGUUCUGUGCCGGAUUCCUCGAGGGAGGCAAGGACUCCUGCCAGGGAGACUCUGGAGGCCCCGUGGUGUGCAACGGUCAGCUGCAGGGAGUGGUGUCCUGGGGUUAUGGCUGCGCCGAGAGGAACAAGCCCGGAGUGUACGCCAAGGUCUGCAACUACAACUCCUGGAUUCGCAACACCAUGUCCUCCAACUAAAGUCACUUCACAGUCAUUUAUUGUAAAUCAGAAAGCUGUAUAUCCCUUUAAUAAAUAAACAUAACAACAA
This is a messenger RNA of Trematomus bernacchii (emerald rockcod), 835 nucleotides long. RefSeq names its product trypsin-3. Bases 28 to 765 code for a protein of 245 amino acids. Gene Ontology annotation, biological process: proteolysis. Gene Ontology annotation, molecular function: serine-type endopeptidase activity. The transcript has 5 exons. The record is from RefSeq and is a predicted model, not a curated record. Lineage: Eukaryota; Metazoa; Chordata; Actinopteri; Perciformes; Nototheniidae.